UCUACAUUGGUCCAUUUCAUUUCAUGCCCUGAAAAUUUCUGAUUCUCUUCUUUUCCCGCCUUUCCCAUCCUCUAUUUCCAGGUGUCUAACAUCUGUUUGGUUCUCGAGAAAAUUCACCAAAUUGCUAAACUAAUUUAUAAAUAAAAUCAUCAAGAUUCCAGAUUCUCUCAGCGAUCAUUACUGUCAAGAAAGCGAUUUAUAAUUUGCUUCAAAUGACUGUUCGCUCCGGCUCACUCUUAAUUUGCCUUCUGAUUUCGUUGUUCUUCACAAUCAGUUCUUCAAGCAAUGAAAGCAGAGAGGAGAAUACACUGGCUAUGAUAAAGCCAGAUGGAUUAUUAGGUAAUUAUACCGAAAGGAUAAAAGAGAUGAUUGUGCGAUCUGGUUUCAAUAUUGCUAAGGAAAUCGUUACCCAACUUGACGAAGACCAUGCUUCAACGUUUUAUGCCGAGCACUCUUCCAGGAGCUUCUUUCCGAAUCUUAUAAAAUACAUGACAAGUGGUCCCGUGUUGGCUAUGGUAUUGAAGAAAGAAAAUGCGGUUGUAGAUUGGCGUGCUCUGAUUGGACCAACUGAUGCACAUAAAGCUAAGAUUACACAUCCUGACAGCAUCAGAGCACUGUGUGGGCUGGACUCAGAAAAGAACUGUGUUCAUGGCUCAGACUCAUUGGAAUCAGCUCAAAGAGAAAUCUCCUUUUUCUUUGGAGAGAUAUACUCAGGUGAGGCGGUUGGAAUACAUGAUGAACUGUGAGUGGAAUGCACUGAGGAGGACUGCAUGUUAUUUUUAAAUGCAGGACCCUGUUGUUAUUUAAUAAGCAAGAGAUCCAAUGAACGGAGAGCUAGUCAAACAAUGAUGGCUACCAGAGGUCCACACCAUACAAGGUCACUUUAUACUUUGCUUAAGUUCCAUUACAUUCCAGAUAUAGUAAGUUUUGCAUUAUUAAGUUUUUGCUCCUAAACUCUAGGCAUCUAGUAUAUACUGUAUAUGCAUCCACUCACAUGGCUUCUUCCCUUCUUUUUGUUAUCUUGGUGGGAGUGAUCCUUGACUAACUCAUUUGCAUCUCGAGGAAGUAAUAUUAUUUCAUAAAACUUUUUUACAUGCAUAAAAACUUUUACAUUUUAA
Messenger RNA from Mercurialis annua (annual mercury), 1118 nucleotides. RefSeq names its product probable nucleoside diphosphate kinase 5. The record is from RefSeq and is a predicted model, not a curated record. Gene Ontology annotation, biological process: GTP biosynthetic process; UTP biosynthetic process; CTP biosynthetic process. NCBI's taxonomy places the organism in Eukaryota, Viridiplantae, Streptophyta, Magnoliopsida, Malpighiales, Euphorbiaceae. Gene Ontology annotation, molecular function: nucleoside diphosphate kinase activity. The transcript is spliced from 7 exons. The coding region runs from base 213 to 746 and encodes 177 amino acids.